AUGAAUCAUCAGUCAAUAAUGAAAGGGAUAUACAGUGCUUUAGUUCUUGCUAUCUCCGCAGCUUUUCUUCUACAGUUAGUAUCUGUAGAUGCUGCUGUAACCAACGCUGAUUGUGAGAAGGGUGGUAAAAGUCACCACUACUUCUUUGGAACAAGAUCAUCUUACGACAGGCUUUUGUACCAUGACCUAAUAAACUUAAAGUCUAAAUGGAUGCGAGUGACAAGCAUAGACAAAACCUACCCACAACAGGGACAACCUUCACUGGGAAGAAUUAGUUAUAUCGAAGUCUUGGACCAAAGAUCAGAUGGAACCGGAGGAUGCGUUUACAUCAGAAAUGGUGGAAUCGGACAAAGUUCUGUUACCCUCCACAUUAAAUCUCAAAGAAAUCAUGGAAUGAAUUUCGUUGUAAAUGCUUCUGUACCACGACCUAAUAAAUUUAAAGUCUAAAUGGAUGCGAGUGACAAGCAUAGACAAAACCUACCCACAACAGGGACAACCUUCACUGGGAAGAAUCAGUUAUAUCGAAGUCUUGGACCAAAGAUCAGAUUCCACCGGAGGAUGCGUUUACAUCAGAAAUGGUGGAGUUGGACAAAGCAAUGUUACCCUCCACAUUAAAUCUCAAAGAAAUCACGGAAUGGAUUUUGUUGUAAAUGUAUAUGGUCACUACUAGACUAGAUCAUAAUUUAUUCAUUAAAUAAAUAAUAUAAAAUCAAUAUUUAUUUUUUUUCAUCCUUAAUUUCUAUAAGAAUGC
Nezara viridula (southern green stink bug) is the source of this 751-nucleotide messenger RNA. The record is from the annotation of a GenBank genome assembly. Lineage: Eukaryota; Metazoa; Arthropoda; Insecta; Hemiptera; Pentatomidae.